CAGGUGGCAAUGAAUUUUAAUGAGAACAAUACGAUUGCUGUAUCAAACAUGCCCCCUAAUAACGUCCUUGUGUUGAUGUUGAAGGCUUCUGGAACAUUUUCAGUCAGGUAUUUAAUCGUAUGAAGCUGUCAAGUUGUCAACUAUAUAAUCGGUGCUAUCACUUUAAGGAUGUACCGGAAAUAAAUCCUCGUGUUACGGUGUGGUGGUCGUUGAGCAGCUGGUUUAUUUUUGUUGUGAAGAACGUCUAGUUUCGAGGUGUGAGAUGACAGCCCUGCAUUUAGUAAGACCACUCCGCGGCUGUUGUAGGGUCUGGCGCCUCCAAGGCAUAAUUGGCUCAUCUUGCAAAUUCGCAAUUUCGAACUGUCAAACAUCGCGUCUAUGGUUUUCCACCUCAACUCACGUCCCUGACAGAAAAAUGGAGGAGUUGCUCCGAAAGACUGUGGCACCUUUGCCCUCCUAUGAGACCAGAGACAAAUCCCCACCGCCCCCGGAGUCACAUUCCGUGGAAUUUAUGAACUUCUACCGAAGCUUAGAGACGGAGCAGAGAACAGAGUUUUUGGAAAGAUUGUCACAAGACUAUGGAGUGGACCACAAAGGCGCUUCUGAGCUAGCAGGGAAACUGCUUGAAACACAGCUAAGGGACGUAGCAACAAUACUGCAAGUGGAAGACCGGUUACGAUACAGCCUGACGCCACGGUACAGACAGCUACUCAGUCAUAUAAGCAGAGUCGAGGGUGGCGUGAAGUUUCUUGUCGACCUGCGAGCACAUGUGAUUGAAAUAACCUCAUCCAAGGCUAGCGACAGCCCACACUUGAGGGAUCUGAACGGAACUCUGAAGGGGUUGCUGUCCGAGUGGUUCUCAGUGGGCCUCCUCAAAUUGGAGAGAAUCACCUGGCAGUCGCCAUGCGAUCUACUGCAGAAGAUCAGCCAGUAUGAAGCUGUGCAUCCUGUGCGUAACUGGACGGACAUUAAGCGUCGUGUUGGGCCUUACCGCCGCUGCUAUGCCUUCACCCACGCUUCCAUGCCUGGAGAGCCACUAGUGGUGCUGCAUGUAGCGCUUACUGAGGAGAUCGCUAACAACAUACAGAGUAUAGUGCGUGAGUUUGCGACGCUGGAUGCGGUGGAGGAUGCGAGUAAGAUCCAGGCGGCCAUCUUCUACUCCAUCUCCUCCACACAGGCGGGACUGCAGGGGGUGGAGCUGGGGAACUACAUCAUUAAGAGGGUAGUCAGAGAGCUACAGAGUGAGUUCCCCCACAUAGCCCAGUUCUCCAGCCUGUCCCCCAUCCCCGGCUUCACGGCCUGGCUGCAAGGCAUGCUGGGUAGCAGCCGCGGGGGAGGCGGCGGCGGUGGUGGUGGCACCAUCAGCGGCGCGGACCUGCUGUCGGAGCAGGAGUGGCGCGAGGUGGAGGAGACGAUGGGAGUGUCCCCCGGCGCCCCCGCCCUCGACGCCCUGCGUCGCCUCUUGGCCACGGGUGACUGGCAUCGCUCGGAGCGGCUGACGCGCAGCCUGGAGCCGGCCCUGAUGCGGCUGUGCGCCUGGUACCUGUACGGCGAGAAGCGGCGCGGCUACGCCCUCAACCCCGUGGCCAACUUCCACCUGCACAACGGCGCCACCAUGUGGAGGCUGAACUGGGACGCGGACACCAGCCCGCGCGGCGUGGCCAACUCCUGCGGCAUCAUGGUCAACUACCGCUACUUCCUGACGGAGACGGCUGCCAACAGCGCCUCCUACAUGCAGGGGAAGGUAGUGACGGCCUCAGACCUGGUGCUGGCGCUGGUGGCCCAGUUUCAGCAGAACAGCAAGCUGUGAAGCGCUGACGCAAAACGCUGACGAAGGAUGCACAUUACAUACGCGCACGCACGCACGCACACACACACACACACACACACACAUACAAAUACAUGUAUACAACCACUGUGAGCGCAAAUGCUGAGGGAGGAUGCACAUUACACACACACACACACACACACACACACACACACACAUAAAUACAUGUAUACAACUACUGGAAGAUACACAGGUGUGCACUCGUGCACUUAUGCAUACAGUCAUACAGAAAUCUACACAAUCUCUUUCUCACACACAUGCCCAUACCUUUACAGAUGUGUCUGCAGCAGAUUCAUGCAUAUGUAUGCACUACACACACACAUGCAUACAGACAAACUGUCCUCUACACACAGUAUGCACAGUAUGCAAUACAAUAUGCACAGCUGAGCAGUACGCAUAUAUACUGUACAUAUAUACAGUAUACAGUACACUGCCAUCUACACACAUAGAGUAUACAGACACAGAGUGUCACUCACAUUCACAGAUAAAAGCCUGAAUGAACUGAACUGAAUGAACUGAACAUAAUGGAAAAAAACGUAAUUGCACUGGUGUACAGAUCCUCCGUGUACGCCUUUUUGAAGUGUGCCAUCCGCUGCCUCCCUGGCGGGCCUCUCAUUUGAGUGCUUGUUGAAGACAGCAGGAUAUCUACGUAUGUGUCCAGGGAGUGUGUGUUUCAGUGAAGUGGAGACUGCCUUUGCUCUGCUCCGUAUCGCACUCAGCCAAAUGCAGAACUUUUAUUUUGUUUUUUGGGUUUUUGUUUGUUUUUCCUCUUCCUCUUUUUUUGGUUUGGCUAUUGUUGUUUACUUAGUUUUUUUUCUGAGGCACCCUGAGCACUGUCUUCUUUUGCUCGGAACAUGCUUGCUGCUGGAUGCGUGUACGUGGGCCAUGCGGAUUUCAUUUUCAAUUUUGUGCGUGGGAGAACACGUGACACAAGGUACACAGACGUGUGUGUGCGGCGCAAUAUUGACAAAGCUGCGAGGAGCGGUCUUCUGAACGUUUGAGGUUGUGGAAGAGUCAGUGGUGGAAAGCAUUAAUGAGAGCCCCAUUGGCUAUCGGCCCUUUAGACGAUGCCUCCCCAUUGGCUAUCUACCCUUAAGACGAUGCCUCCAGUACCCUGCAAAGUGCUCCAGUCAUCCUGAAGCAAGUUUGUGCACAUUUGUAAUUUAAGACCUACAGCAAGCAUGUCCCUGGCCUUAACCUAAGACCUGGGGCCUAUAGUCCAAAGCUGGUUCAGGAGUAAACACGGUUAAGAGGUAUAUCAUUUAAUAGAAGAGCCUGAAGUCACGUAUCUUAAGAAAAUGAGGACUCCAGGCUCUUCUACUAGAUGAUUUCCCGCUUAACCUGGUUUACUCCUGUACCAGCUUUGUAGUAUUGGCCCAUGCACAGUAAGAUGUGUCAUACGGGCUGAUGACUGCAUUGAGAUAUCCCAUAGGCCUUUGCACUUAACUGUGGGAUAUGAAAGACAAAACAUGUUUGAAAUUGUAUUUGUAAUUUAUGAUAAUUCCUCAUAAUAAAUGUUUUGUUAAUAUAAUA
Messenger RNA from Engraulis encrasicolus (European anchovy), 3361 nucleotides. It is a transcript of the gene mlycd, whose product is annotated as malonyl-CoA decarboxylase. Gene Ontology annotation, biological process: malonyl-CoA catabolic process; acetyl-CoA biosynthetic process; fatty acid biosynthetic process. The coding region runs from base 263 to 1810 and encodes 515 amino acids. Gene Ontology annotation, cellular component: mitochondrial matrix; peroxisomal matrix. The record is from RefSeq and is a predicted model, not a curated record. NCBI's taxonomy places the organism in Eukaryota, Metazoa, Chordata, Actinopteri, Clupeiformes, Engraulidae. Gene Ontology annotation, molecular function: malonyl-CoA decarboxylase activity. The transcript is spliced from 6 exons.